This is a messenger RNA of Girardinichthys multiradiatus, 1269 nucleotides long. RefSeq lists its product as uncharacterized. The record is from RefSeq and is a predicted model, not a curated record. Gene Ontology annotation, molecular function: DNA binding. The coding region runs from base 330 to 1040 and encodes 236 amino acids. Gene Ontology annotation, cellular component: nucleus; transcription regulator complex. Gene Ontology annotation, biological process: regulation of transcription by RNA polymerase II. The transcript is spliced from 3 exons. NCBI's taxonomy places the organism in Eukaryota, Metazoa, Chordata, Actinopteri, Cyprinodontiformes, Goodeidae.
CCGUUUUGGCAUACCAUCCAACCAAGAAAUAGGUGGAAUGGCGUCCGUAUCAAUUAGAACAUGUUGAAGGGAGCGGGGCCCCGCAGACCGCUUGCGAUUCUCCGUGAGUGCAUGUUGGACUGUCUGAGAUAGACCAGGGGUCUAUUUUGGUUGGGUCUAUGCUACAAUUUGACUGAAAUGUCAUGAAUGAGACAAGGAGACAAGAUGGCAAAGUAAAGCAUAUCCGGUUUAGGGAAAAUACAAACUAAAAUGAUCAAAUCACAAGGUAAACAUGAUGCAAUUUCCUAUUGAAUUGGUUAGCAAAUAGUUUCGCCUGAUUUAUUACCAAGAUGGACGACGAGCAAUUGAUUGUGGAAGUAGAAAACAGAACUGUCUUAUAUGACACAACGCACCCUUUCUACAAAGACAACAGCCGGAAGGAAAAAGCAUGGAUGGAGAUAGCAGGCACUUUGGGAAUUAGUGCUGAUCUAUGCAAGAAUAGAUGGAGAAAUCUUCGCGACCUGUUUGUCAGAUACAACAAAAAAACUCAACUCCAAAGUGGAUCAGGUGGGGCGCCACAAAAGGAAUGGAAGUACCAAGGCAUCAUGUGCUUUUUACAGCCAUUCCUGCAGCCAAGACAUUCAAAGAGCAGCCUUCGUCCCACACCCACUGUAGAUUUAGAGCUGGGGGGAACUGAGACACCUCUAUCACUGGCUGACACAGAGGAGCGAGCCAGCACGCCGAGCAGCACUUAUUCGACACCAUCAACCUCUGGUGAAGGGAAAAAGAGGUCCCGUAGCCCCAGAGAAACCCCAUCAAGAAGACUAGCCACAAAAAAGAAGAGCACAGGGACACUAAUGGAGGACCGCAUAAUGUGUCUUCUAGAAAGCCCCACUCCAAUAAACACUCAUGAAGAGUCAUAUCACUUUGCUCUCAGCACAGUCCCCAUAUUGACUAAACUGAGUAGUCCAAGAAGGCGGAGAGCAAAGAGAGAAAUCAUGCGUGUCCUGGAUGAUCUCACAGAUGAACAGGAGGAGGAACGUGGAAGUGCUCAGGCUUAGCAAGAGCAGCACAUAAUGUACUUCUUGAAAAUCUAUGGUGUAAAUAACUAGUUGAUAACAAACUUUAUUAUUGGAACAAACAACCAUUUCUAGAGAACAACUAUCAAUUUACCGGUCGGUCUACGUUCCUACCCUCACCUAUGGCCAUGAACUUUGGGUCAUGACCGAAAGAACGAGAUCCCGGAUACAAGUGGCUGAAAUGAGCUUCCUCCGUAGGGUGAACUCCCUU